UGCAAAUCAAUUGGAAAACAGAAGAAUCAAAUUCAAUAAAGUUUAAUUUUUUGAAAAGUGAAUCACUAAAUCAAAGAUCUAAAUAUGGCAAUGUGCAGAGAGUGAGGAGGUGACAUCAGUGUUCCUGAACCAGGCAAGAGAGUUGCACACAACCAGAUCAUGGCAGUUCCUUGGGCUGCAAAGCGAAGACGGCACAGUCCGCCAUGGUUCCAUUUGGGAAAAGGCUAAGUUUGGACAAGAUACCAUCAUCGGCAAUAUCGAUACCGGAGUAUGGCCUGAAUCAAAAAGCUUCAGCGAUGAAGGGUUUGGACCAGUCCCGAAAAGAUGGAAAGGAAUUUGUGAUAAUGAGAAUGAUAAAAGCUUUCGCUGCAACAAGAAACUGAUUGGAGCUAGAUACUUCAACAAAGGAUAUUCCUCUGAUGCCGGCACCCUAGUAAAUAAUUCCAGGUUCAACACACCAAGAGAUCUUGAAGGUCAUGGCACUCACACCUUAUCAACAGCAGCUGGUAGUGCUGUCCCAGGGGCAAAUAUAUUUGGGCUUGGCAAUGGAACAGCAAAAGGCGGCUCACCCAAAGCCCGGGUAGCUGCUUAUAAGGUUUGUUGGCCUCCAAUUAAAAAGGGCGCGGAAUGCUAUGAUGCAGACAUCCUUGCUGGCUUUGAGUGGGCGAUUCAUGAUGGUGUUGACGUGUUGUCUGUAUCGGUUGGUGGAGACGUGGGGCCUUAUUUUUCAGAUGGUAUCGCCAUUGGUUCCUUUCACGCGGUCAAGAACGGGAUUGUUGUGGUUGCAUCAGCAGGAAAUUCAGGACCCGCUGCCGGUUCUGUAUCCAAUGUUGCACCAUGGAUCAUCACCGUAGGGGCGAGCACCAUGGACCGACAGUUUCCACGCAGAGUAGUCUUGGGAAACAAAAAACAUUAUGAUGGUGAGAGUAUAGCACCACAGAAACUGCAACGAGGCAAGUUCUAUCCACUUGUUUCUGCAACAUCUGCCAAGAUUGCGAAUGCAUCUGUUUCGAGUAAAGAUGCUCAGCUUUGUUUGAAUGGAACUUUGGACCCGAUAAAGGUGAAGGGGAGAAUAUUGGUUUGCCUUCGAGGUGGGAAUGGCCGGGUUGAGAAGAGCCAUGAAGCCGCUUUGGCUGGUGCUGCGGGAAUGAUUCUUGCAAAUGAUAAGAGUUCUGGGAAUGAGAUUGUUAGUGAUGCACAUUUUAUCCCAGCUACACAUGUCACAUACAAAGAUGGACUUGCUAUCUUUUCGUACCUUAAUAAAACCAGGAAUCCUAUAGCUCGCAUUACUGAUCCGAAAACACGGUUUGGAGUGAAGCCAGCUCCAGUCAUGGCAGCUUUCUCAUCAGUAGGCCCUAACACUAUUAACCCCGAAAUUCUUAAGCCUGAUAUCACUGCCCCUGGAGUGGAUGUGAUAGCUGCCUAUACCGGAGCGGUAGGACCAUCUGGCGAAGACUAUGAUAAGAGGAGAGUCCUAUUUAACUUAGAAUCAGGGACUUCAAUGUCAUGCCCUCAUGUUGCUGGUGUUGUAGGCCUUCUCAGAACUCUUCAUCCUUCCUGGAGCCCGGCUGCAAUCAAAUCUGCUAUCAUGACUACGGCUAGAGUAAAGUCAAACUCAAUGAAGCCAAUAACCGAAUCAACUGGACUGAAUGCAACCCCAUUUGGAUAUGGGGCUGGACACAUUAGGCCAAACCGUGCUGCGGAUCCUGGAUUGGUCUAUGACAUGCAACUCGAAGAUUAUGUUAACUUCUUAUGCGCACAAGGCUAUAGUGAAGCUAACAUGAAGGUCUUUCUUGGGGCAUCAUACAAGUGCCCCCUCAGCCACUUCAGCACCUACAACCUCAACUAUCCUUCCAUCACUAUUCCAGACCUCAAUGGAACGGCCACCGUGACUAGAAGAGUGACAAAUGUUGGUGGCCCGGCUACAUAUACGUCGUCUAUCCGUAGCCCGAUUGGGAUCUCUAUCACUGUUCAGCCGAAAACACUUAAGUUUGAAAAGGCUGGGGAGGAGAAAACUUUUAAGGUUACUCUCAGGGCAAAUGGAAAAGAUGCUAGUAAUAAUGACUAUAAAUUUGGGUUGCUGAAAUGGUCUGAUCAGCACCACUAUGUUAGAAGUCCUAUUGUUGUGAAAGCUACUUAAUGAGUCAGCCUACACUGCCCUUUCUAUGCUUCAUGCAUUAUUUGAAUAGUUUAUAGUUUAUUAUGCACUCUGUGUUUACUCUGUUUUCUACAAAUAGUUGUCACAUAAAAUUUAUCAAGUGGUUUACAUAUUGUAAUUUACAUAGUAUUAUUUAUUUGACAAUAACAUUAAAUACAAGUUGAAGCUCUUAGUA
Messenger RNA from Cuscuta epithymum, 2333 nucleotides. NCBI's taxonomy places the organism in Eukaryota, Viridiplantae, Streptophyta, Magnoliopsida, Solanales, Convolvulaceae. The record is from the annotation of a GenBank genome assembly.